AUGGGGAACCGCCUGCACCGUAUAGUCAACAACGAUGGAGGACUAUUUUCCUUCCGUACGGGCGGUCCCCAUGACGGUUCCCUGUGGGCAAACUCAAAUCGCCGCCCCCCAGCUCCGGAGAGGCCUCCCCCUAUUGAAGAUGCAUCAGAGGCGCUUCUGCCCCAAGGAGAUGCAGUUUCGCAAGACUGGCGUUGGCUUGCUUUGAGGUGCGAACGGCGUCUUAACGCGUCGAUGCAACAACGGUCGGUCAAGCAUGACAAGAUCGCCGACACACUUGGCAACUCACUGGAUGUGAAGCAGUUCUCCUGCUUCGUGCCUAGGACUGUGCUGGAGGCCAUUGCGGACAAACGCAUCAGGUACUCGGAUGACUUCGACGUGCAAGUUGAAACAUUCACGGCUGCAGUCGUAUUCUGCGAUGCAAGUGGUUUCACAGCUCUCACGGAAGCUUUAGACACCCAGCCUAAUGGAGCGGAGCGACUUGGCGGUAUCAUUAAUCAGUUUUUUGACAAGAUCAUUCGCAUUGUCCACUUCUGGGGAGGGGAUAUUAUUAAAUUCAGCGGCGACGCUCUGACAGUUGUAUGGCCCGUAGAUGACGAGGAGGAAGAGGAUCGCCGCGAUGAGCCUGACGGCCAGGACGAUAGUGAAUACCGCGUUGACGCGCGACAGGCUUGCUUGUUGGCGGCGAAGUGCUGCAUGAACCUUCACCAGUCCUUACACAAAUACCCGACGGGAUUUGCUGGGAAGACGCUGACUCUCCACAUUGGUGCUGGCUUUGGGAAGGUCACUAUUCUGCAGGUUGGGGGUAUUAUGGAUCGAUGGGAGUAUGUGGUGGCAGGAGCACCGUUGGAAGAAAUAUCAAUAGCGGAGCCACUAGCCAGCACAGGCAAGUUUGCCCUGCCAAACCGGCCAACCCUUUCUUUCCCCACUCAUAUUCUCCCGUGCGAGACAGUCGUUUCACCAACGAUGGCGGAUGCAAUGCACGGCGUUGCUACGCUGGAACCCGUGAAGGACUCCCCCCCUGGGAGGCAGUUUUACCGUCUGUUACCUCAUGCUGAUGACUUAGUGAAGAUCGCCCAUGAGCGGCGGCAGGGCAGCCAUGUCGGUGCAGAAGAACAGGCACCAAACGGCCACGCAGAAGAGGAGGAAUUGGAGAGAAUUCACAAGAUUGCCGACUGGAAGGUCGACCCUCCGCCUCCUCUAGCUCCUAUAGAGGUAGACGCAGACGAUGUUGACCUUCUUCGCAGGUACAUCCCCCCGGCGGUCUUCAGACGACUGAAGUCGGGCUGUAACGUGUUCCUGAACGAACUAAGGACGGUGUCGGUGAUGUUCAUUUGCGUGCGGGGACUGGACGUUUCGUCCGCAACUGGGAGCCAGGUUGCCCACAGGCUCAUGAAGAUGACCCAGAAGGCAGCGUAUACCAUGGAAGGAUCUGUGAAUAAGUUUCUUGUGGACGACAAGGGGGUCUUGCUGCUCGUAAUGUUCGGAUUGCCGCCGGUAUACCACCUCGACGACCCGGUUCGAGCCAUCAUGGCGGGGCUGCGUGUGAUUGACGGCAUGAAGAUGUUUGGACUUGACGCUGGAAUUGGCAUCACCAGCGGCCGAGUCUGGUGUGGGACUGUUGGAAACGACUUGCGGAAGGAAUACACUGCGUUGGGGGACUUCGUCAACCUCGCGGCGAGGCUCAUGGCAAAGGCGGGUCCCCGCGAAAUAUAUGUGGAUGCCAACACACACCGCUCGGCGCAGCAUGCCAUGGAGUUCAAACAGCUUCCGAGCAUGAAGGUAAAGGGCAAGGAGCAUCCCAUCGAUGUAUUCAUGCCGACCGGAGUGCUCAUUAGCAAAGUGCAGACCGGCCCAGAACUGGGACCCCUUCUGUCUUGGCCAGGGUGGCCAUGCCGCAACCAGCUCCAAAGUAUUCUAGAGCCGUCUACAAUGUAUAAGAAGCAAGGGAAGGCCGUACGGCCUCCCUUGGACUACCCAGUACCUUGUGGGCCUGUCUUCGCCCAUGAAUGGUAUGAGCCGUACAUGCCCCAGCUGCAACCUUUGUUGGAAGUCGGGGGGGUGAUGGUCAUCAAGGGGAGGGAAGGCCUAGGCGCGAAGGAGCUAGAAGAUUAUAUUCGUGAUUUUGGUUCUAAGAAGUCAAAUCGCCAGAUGUUUUGCAUCAGCAACAUGCCGGAUUCCCCCAAUCUCAACAUCGGCAACGUUCCUCUACUCGCUUGGAGGAAACUCUGCACAGAGAUGGUCGAACGUUGGCGCGUCAGUGACAACCGGGAGAAGAAGGGUUAUUCGCGCAUUGACCGAGACAACUCAGUCUACGGCCUUACAAAGGAACUCAUACACCCGUCUUUCCACUGGCGGUUGGAAGAGAUGAAGACUGUCGUGCACGGCUUAGUCCUGCCCCACGAGUUACCUGAAAACAGGCGCCUCGCGAAAGAGCGCCGGAAAUGUAUGAAACGCCUCCGCAAGCAGGUGAACAUUGGAGAUCUUGAAAAAUCUCUGCACAAUGUGAUAUGCACCAGUGUGGUCAUGUUUCCUGAGGAUAUUCCACGCUCAUUGGCAGCCCACGUGCCGGGAUAUGUCCCCAUGUCGCCGACUAUGGCGCUGCUGCACAGGCCUGCUGAGUGGGUGGGACAAGCAGGGCGUCGGAUCACCCCUUUGCACGCAUUGCCCAGCGGGGAGUCGAUUGCCCCAAUAAUAGCGUCGCUUGUCAACGGGUUUUCUCUCUUCGAAAGCUCUAUCGUAGUACUACACGUUCGCACGGGCACAAGUGUGUUUGCUGAGAUGGACCGUGACAGCUGGAAGGUGGCUCGCCUCGUGGCACGGGUCUCUCUUGUGCGUCGUCAACACCGACUGGAUGAUGACAUGCGGAACUUAAAGGAGUGGCGGUGCAAGCAUUCGCGCAAAUGUUGGUGGUGCAAAGGCUAUCGCACUGCCACCGUGGUGGACAGUAGCGGGAAGGUGAACCCCGUGCAGUCCACUAGUCUAUGCAAGCCUCUUCCCUCGCAGUUCUACCAGCCAUUGCUUUUCGUCCUCAUAUGCAGUGACACCACUGACAAUGUUCCCGAGCAGCAGCAGCUUGUGCAGAUGGCAAAGGACAACAACGCGUACAUUGAGCUGCGCAAGCUUACUGAGGAUGAGACGGCUAGCUUCUUGGCCCACUGCCUGCACAUCAACCGCAAGUACUUGCCUGCCGAGUUCGUGCAUUAUGUGCAUCGUGUAUCAUCAGGGAUUCCCAAGUACAUUUUCCUAACAGCGAAGCAACUGGUGAAGGAUGGGCACGUUGUACUAAAGGAACGCAAAAGGAAGCCCCGCGGGGCCGACGAGCUCUUGAGAGAAAACACGCGCAACUUCGAGCUGCGCUACCGACGGCUGCUGCUGCAGCGCAUGGGCAAGGAGUACCAGGACAUCCAACAAGAAUACGACACCCCAAGGGAGAAGAGCAAUCUCGUGUCUCAAGGGGCUCUUCAGGAGGCUUUGCAGGACCCGCCGCCAUCCGAGGAUUCCAGCGAUGAAGACGAUACAGAGGUUCGCUUUGUGGAUGAUGAAGUCAUUGUGGCUGUCAUUGGGCUGCUUAAGACUCUGAAUAAGCAGCGAAUGGAUUUAGGCUUGGAACCGGACGAGGUCUUCAUCCCCCCUUCCUCUGCGGAUGCUGAUCAAGCGGACUGGAAGAACCAGGCUCAAUACGACGUGUUGUCGCCGUCGUGCAGGCCUCCAGAUGCAGCGGCACUGGAGCUCAUGCCUCCUCCAGCUUCUUCUCUGCUGAGUGCUGUAGCUUUCUCUGUGGAAGAAGACGCUGAUGGGGAGCCAGUGCGCUCACCAUUUUACUUAGCUGAGUGCUUCCGGCGGCGACUGUUGGACUGGAGCCCAAAGGAAUCGUCUAAGGCGAAUGAGCGGGACAGGUUCGACUCCCGGGAUUCAACAGCUACCAACGACGAGCCGCAGCUAGCUAGACGCUUUACUUCACGACGACGCGGACGGGCUAGCGGGUUUGGAGGGACCUCUGUGCACUGCCGCGUGGGAUUGCAGGAGCAGCUGGCGCAGGAGGACAGGCGAAGGAUCCGUCGGGGCAAGCUGACGGAUGCUGAGUUCGCUCUUCUUUGCUUUAGACCCUCAUGGAUGCCGCUGGACUUCGAGGACCUCGCGGCUUUGCGCAGAAGCCGCCGCAGACGGGUGGCGCAAGCGAAAAACUUGGAGUGGGACAGCGACGCAGACGAGCCCAUUGUGAAGCAGGGAGACACAGAAGACGGAGGAUGGGGAAUAAAGCGUUACAGUGAAGCACGGGUUGUCUCGGACUUGAACUCCUUACCUUUUGUUCCCCAACUCGUUGCAGAUUGCAUGUUCACAGUUGAGCGCCUUAUGCCGGAAGAGCAGAUGAUGGCGAAAGUGGCUUCGGUGUUUCCCAUAGCCUUCAGACCAUCUGAACUACGCAUGGCUUACCCAAGACGUAUGCUGUCUAAAGACUUCUACAACCUUGUCCACCAACUCAUAGUAAAGGAUGUGCUAGAGGUCUGUAACCCCGCUUCGCAAGAAGAGCAAAAAGCGCUCAGUCACUUCCUUGGAGCUCCUGCACCCAAAACGGCUGUGCAGAGCACGGCCACCAGAGUGACGGUUACUCCCCCAGAUGCAGCAGACGGAUCGGCCCAUGGCAAGUCUGCAACUUUGCUGGAUGUGCCAGGAGGCGGGGCUGGUGCGCAAACAGUACACAGCACAGCCUUAGAGCACACACCUUUUCCAGGGCUCGGCCCGGGGCAUGAGCGCCGCCCCAGCGUUAUGAAGGCAGGAGGCAUUGUGACGCCAGCGAAGGUUGCAGCUGCCGAUAGCGAGAAGGGUUCGCAAGACCAAGAUCAUUCAGCAGCCGACUCUUCGAAGAAGCAGUAUCAAAAUACUUUUGAGGCAGACCUAGCUGCAGGCCAAGCAGCAGGCGAAGCCUGGACAACGGUUCUUGCAACUCCAGAAGGAAAGGAGGUGCACAUCCGUUUUACAAGUAUAGCGCUGCAGAGAGUUGUCUCAGAUUUGCUGCUCUCGGACGAACGCAUGUGGCUUACCCUCGCUUGCAGUCGUGCGCUGGCCCGAAGAUUCGCUACCCCUACUGACUCAAAAAGAAGUGGAAAGGAGUCCAAGAACUCUGUCACAGGAGCCGCGGCGGGUAGUGGGGCUCCUUUGUACGAAGCGCCUGAGGCCGAUGUCGCCAUUCCCGCGUCCCUGCUGCAGGGUGUUCUGGAGGCGGAGAGAAAUCAGCAGAUGCGCACAGGUGGACAGACCUUGAAGCUGCCAGUUAUGAACCCAUCAGAGGCUCAGCGGGAGGGCGCAGAAUUAGCUGACAAUCCACCAGCAGCCUCCGUUGAAGCGGCAGAGAGCGCCGAACGCGCAGAUGACAGAGCGCCCGAGAGUAACUUACACGAGGAAUUGAAAGAGACAUCUGUUUAA
Molecule: messenger RNA, 5424 nt
Organism: Eimeria acervulina
Lineage: Eukaryota; Apicomplexa; Conoidasida; Eucoccidiorida; Eimeriidae
Product: adenylate cyclase, putative
Exons: 32
Coding region: 1-5424 (1807 amino acids)
Biological process (GO): intracellular signal transduction; cyclic nucleotide biosynthetic process
Source: RefSeq, a predicted model, not a curated record